GUAUUCGCUAAGGCACCACGCGUCGUAACUACUCCGUGCCUAAAAAACGCGAACAAAACUGUUGUAUAUUCUCAGUGACAAAACUAAAGGUGUGUGAAUGUUAAUUAAAUAGAUUUGUAACGAUAUAUUUGGAUACCUUCUUCAAUCGUCAACGUUAAAAAUGCUGUAAAUGAAACUGUAACACCACAACAAUGGAAGUGACCCCACCACGGGUUCUUGGGCGCGCCCACCUGUCCCACCUGCCCCAGAGACCGCCAGUCAACCUCAGUUUCCAAGAUCUCACUUAUACUGUCCAUAAUGGAAAAAGUUCUAAACUAAUCCUUCGGGGAAUAACGGGAGAGUUCCGCUCGGGGCAGCUGACCGCGAUCCUGGGCCCUUCAGGGGCGGGGAAGAGCACUCUACUCAACAUAUUAGCGGGGUAUAGGGUCACAGGCGCCGGAGGGCACAUUCUGACCAAUGGCGAGCCUCGGAACCUGAAGCAGUUCAGGAAGAUGUCCAGGUACAUCAUGCAGGAGGACCUCCUCCAGCCCUUCAUCACGGUCCAGGAGGCCAUGAUGAUAGCCGCCGACCUUAAGCUGGGAGCUGCCAUGUCUCAGCAGAAGAAACUUGUCGUGGUAGACGAGAUAAUCCAGUUGUUAAGGCUGACUAAGGCAAUAAACACGACUACAGAGAGGCUCUCGGGAGGCGAGAGGAAGCGGUUGUCCAUAGCCUUGGAGCUGCUGAACAACCCGCCUGUCAUAUUUCUAGAUGAACCUACAACCGGCCUAGACGAUGUGGCGUCAUCAACCUGCGUCUCGCUUCUCAAGCGGGUGGCCCGUGGGGGGAGAACGGUCGUGUGUUCAUUACACACGCCCUCAGCGCGUCUGUUCGCAGAGUUCGACCACGUGUAUGUGGUGGCUGAUGGGCGGUGCGCCUACCAGGGCACAGCGGCCGGCGUCGUACCAUUCUUGGCCGAGUUACAGCUACCCUGCCCGAGGACGUAUAAUCCUGCUGAUUUUAUAAUAGAAGUCUCGAGCGGCGAGUACGGCCCUCACGCUGACAGAAUGGUGGCGGCCGUAGAGAACGGCAGAUGUCAAAAGUGGAGAAACUUCGCAGUUCCCGAAGUGAACUCUCAGGAGCUGGAGCUGGAGCAGCUGAACGCCGGGGGGGUGGAGUCGCACAGCUUCAAACACGGCAGCACGGCCUGCUUCCAGUUUUCCGUGCUGCUUAGAAGAAUGCUCCUUCAGAAUAUUAGAAAUAAGGAUUACUUAUGGUUAAGAGUGGGUCUACAUUUGUUCCUGGGCUUUAUAGUGGCUCUCAUGUUCAAUAAGAUGGGCUAUGAUGCGUCUAAGACUAUAUUCAAUUUCGGCUUCUGCUAUGCUUGUAUCAUAGCCAUGUUGUAUAUCCCCAUGAUGCCGGUGUUAUUGGCUUUUCCCAAAGAGGUGCAACUGGUGAAAAGAGAAUACUUCAACCGGUGGUACGGUCUGAAAGCCUACUACGCGGCUCUGGUGGUCUCCCGGACCCCAGCCACCAUAUUCUUCAGCCUCAUCUACCUGGGCAUCACGUACCCCAUCACCUCGCAGCCCAUGGAGAUCUCCAGGGUGCUGAUGUUCACCAGCAUCUGCAUUCUUGUCGCCCUCAUAUCCGAAUCCAUGGGCACUGUCAUAUCGUCCACGUUGAGUGUAGUUAAUUCAGUAUUUCUCGGUCCAGCCAUGAGCGUGCCCCUCAUGUUGUUGGCCGUCUACGGGAUCGGUUACGGCGACCUGCCGGUUCCCCUCAUCUGGAAGCUGGCCAGGUCCUGUUCCUUCCUGAGGUACGGCAUCGAGGGUCUGGUCGUCGCCAUCUACGGCCCCCCGAGGGAAGACUUGAUAUGCCCAGACCAUGUGGACUAUUGCGAGUAUAAAAAUGUUGCAGGCUUCGUGAAGCUCAUGGGAAUGUCUGGGAUAUCUUUCUGGACAGACUUCGGAAUCCUAGUAUUGAUACUGUUUACCAUGAACCUGACCGGAUACUACCUGUUACGGCAGAGGCUGUCUCCGAACUAUGCCUUUAGGGCUAUUAAAGUUAUAGGCACCUUUGUUAAGAAUAAAAUGAGCGUUUCUCCCCAUUAGAUAAUUUAGUUUUUAGAUCCGAGUGAACUUUCCGAAAUGACAUAAUCUAAAAAAAACCAAGCUUCAGUAAAUUCUUUUUUCAAAAAAUUUAUAUAAGUUAAAAAGGUUACAAAUAUAUUUUUUUAAAUAAACACAGCAUUAGAUAAUUUAAGAGUAAAUUGAAUUAUAAUUGAUAUUUAAUUAUGGUAAGAGUUGUCCAAAUUUCCCCAAAAAUUAUUAAGAAUUACAAAUGUAGACAAUUUACAAGUAACUCUUUUUAUAAGACUUUAUAUUAAAUAAAAACGUACUUAUAUUUAUUAUGUGGGUCGAACCUGUAAGUACUUUUACAAUGUAAAUCUAGCGUACAUUAUAUUCUUUUAUAAAUGAGUCCCACGUGGAUUUGAAUAAUAGUAUAAUUUAUAUUAUCGAGUACCUUAUUAUUUUAAGUCUGAAACAUCACAAAUAAAUUAGGACAAGAAAGAUUUAAAAAGGACUGAAAUAUCUAUGCAAGUUUAUUUGCAAAUUAAGUAUAUAUUAUAUUUUAAAAAAUAAUAUUAGAGUAUUUCAUAUAGAUUUUAAAAGCCUCGCUGGUUUGGGCUGUGUCUCAUUACUUACCCUAGUUGGGAUAUAAUAUCUUACCAAUAAUACUUAAGAGUAUUUUUUAUAAGGCGAUAUACUAACACUAACAAACAAUAAUCUUUAUAUAGAAGAGUCAGUAUAGAAGAAAAUAAGAAAUAUUACAAAAAAGGAUUUAUUCAAUAUUAUUUUUCAAAUCAAGAAAAACAGAUUUUAAUAAAAGUCCUCUAUGAACUGAAUCUUUGUCAAAACUUAGUCUUGUUAAAACAAAUAUUUUACUUUACCAGUGAUUUUACUAAUAAAAAAUAAAUAAUAUAUUUUGUUUAAUUAUGUACAUGACAUGAUAAAUCUAAUUUAUUGCCUGUCCUUUCGCCGUCUAGGAGUUUGGGAUACGAUAUUUUUGUAU
Molecule: messenger RNA, 3048 nt
Organism: Amyelois transitella
Lineage: Eukaryota; Metazoa; Arthropoda; Insecta; Lepidoptera; Pyralidae
Product: ATP-binding cassette sub-family G member 1
Exons: 11
Coding region: 192-2087 (631 amino acids)
Cellular component (GO): plasma membrane
Molecular function (GO): ATP hydrolysis activity; ABC-type transporter activity; ATP binding
Source: RefSeq, a predicted model, not a curated record